CGGGGCCCUAGCAGCAGAAAGCCGCGGCGGGCGAGUGCUACAAGCGUGUUCUCUGGGCGCUGAGCGUUUCGGCCGCUGUCCCUGCAGUGAGGUGGCCUCCCGCCUGGCUUAGGCUCCUUUGCCCGGGACGGGCCGGGGAGCGGAGGCGAUCGCACCCUUCCCCUGCCUUUCUAGGAAAUCUCCACGCCCCCGCCCCUAUUCUUCGGGAAACUGCCCCUCACUUCCUUCUCCAGCACCAGAAAGCCCUGAACCCCUGGGUCCCGUUUUCGCGGGCCCACACUGCGGGCCCCUGACCUUUCUUUUCUACCCCGAGGCGACUCCGUCGCAUCCCUCUACCCCCCACCCCCCAUUCGCAAUUCUUUCACUUUCCUGUUGCGUCCUGGUGGUGGGCAUCUCCCUCCUCGGAGAGGGAAGCAUGGGACCAGCAAGGGUCCAGGCGCCUCCGGAGGCAGAGGCUGGAAGACAAACCGCGCUCCCUAGUUCCUCAGCUUCUGUGUAAUCAGCUGCCCUUUUGGAAAUCGGGCGGGGGUUGUGGCUGGAUGCCGGUGUCCCUGACUUGUCUUCAGCAUAGAAUGCAGAAGUAACAUGUUCCCAGCACUGGAAACAGAGGUAAAGCAGGAGACUCUUCCUGAUCCCUAUGAAGACUUUAUGUACCAUCAUCUUCAAUACUAUGGCUACUUUAAAGGUCACAGAGGUAGUUUACCAACCUCAGCUACACACCAGCAUGUUUGGAAGAAUAAUCCUCGAUACCUGUUGAGCGGCUCUUUUGGAGAAAGACAGGGUAUGAUACCAGACCCUCUGCAAAAGGAGAAGCUUCUGUGGCCCACCUGUACAUCUUCACCUGUGCAUAGACAGAUAGAAGCUGUGAGCAGAGAUUCUCUUAUGCUUAGUUCACCACUUCUUAAGAGCAGGCAGCUUCUUCAUGAUGAAUUUGGUGAAGUCAACCCAUGUCUUCGAGAACCCCGAGAUCUCUUUACCUUCUUCUCUAGCAGCGGGCCUCUGCAGGCUCCGAGGUGGCCAAUAGAAUGUGAGGUCAUCAAGGAAAACCUUCAUCAUAUUGAGUGGGUUCCACCUCAACCAGAAUAUUUCUAUCAACCUACAGGAAAUGAAAAGUUACCAGAAAUUGUAGGAGAAGAAAAAGGCACAGUUGUCUUUCAAUUAGAUUCAGUGCCCACCGAAGGUUCCUAUUUCACUAGUUCCAGAGUGGGAGGCAAGCGAGGGAUCAUCAAGGAGCUUGCUGUUACGCUGCAAGGACCUGAGGACAAGACUCUCCUGUUUGAGUCAAGGUUUGAGAGCGGGAAUCUGCAAAAAGCUGUCAGAGUAGAUACCUAUGAGUAUGAGCUCACCUUGCGAACUGACCUCUACACAAACAAACACACUCAGUGGUUUUAUUUUCGAGUGCAGAACACUAGAAAAGAUGCCACCUACCGCUUCACUAUUGUCAACUUGCUAAAACCCAAGAGCCUUUAUACUAUAGGGAUGAAGCCACUCAUGUACUCCCAGUUGGAUGCCAAGACCCACAACAUUGGCUGGAGAAGAGAAGGAAAUGAAAUCAGGUACUAUAAGAACAACAGGGACGAUGGGCAGCAGGCCUUUUACUGUCUCACGUGGACCAUUCAGUUCCCACACGACCAGGACACUUGCUUCUUCGCACACUUCUAUCCAUAUACAUACACUGACUUGCAGUGCUACCUGCUGUCAGUGGCAAACAACCCUGUCCAGUCUCAGUUCUGCAAACUCCGAACUUUAUGCAGGAGCCUUGCAGGAAAUACCGUCUACCUGCUCACCAUCACCAACCCAUCCCAGACCCCUCAAGAGGCAGCUGCAAAGAAAGCUGUGGUCUUGAGUGCCAGAGUCCACCCCGGAGAAAGUAACGGCUCCUGGAUCAUGAAAGGCUUUUUGGACUUCAUCCUGAGCAACUCUCCAGAUGCCCAGCUCCUCAGAGAUAUCUUUGUCUUCAAAGUGGUUCCUAUGUUAAAUCCAGAUGGAGUGAUUGUGGGGAAUUACCGGUGUUCAUUGGCUGGAAGAGACUUGAAUAGACAUUAUAAAACCAUUCUGAAGGAGUCUUUCCCUUGUAUCUGGUACACCAGGAACAUGAUCAAAAGACUUCUUGAAGAAAGGGAGGUUCUCUUGUAUUGUGAUUUCCAUGGCCACAGCCGUAAGAAUAAUAUCUUCUUGUAUGGCUGUAAUAACAAUGAUCGCAAGUACUGGCUUCAUGAGCGAGUCUUUCCUUUAAUGUUAAGCAAAAAUGCGCCAGAUAAGUUCUCUUUUCAUAGUUGUAAUUUUAAGGUCCAAAAGUGCAAAGAAGGAACAGGACGAGUUGUAAUGUGGCGGAUGGGAAUCCUGAACAGCUACACCAUGGAAUCUACCUUUGGGGGGUCCACACUGGGCAAUAAAAGAGAUACUCACUUUACUACUGAGGAUCUAAAGUCUCUAGGUUAUCAUGUUUGUGACACCCUUCUGGAUUUCUGUGAUCCUGACCGAACCAAGUUCAUGCAGUGCCUAACAGAGCUUAAAGAGCUUUUACAACAAGAAAUCCAUAAGAAAUUCAAUGAGCUUGGACAAGAUAUGGAUUUAGAAGGAAGUUGGAGUGACAUCUGUUUGUCUGACAUUGAAUCCAGCACCAGUGGUUCUGAUAGUUCCCUCUCAGAUGGUCUCCCUGUUCACCUACUGAACGUAGCAGAUGAGUUGAAUCAAAAGAAGAAGAUGUAUAAGAAGAAAAAAAAGAAGCUGCUUCAGACUAGGAAACAGCGAAAUGAACAGUAUCAGAAAAAUAAUUUGAUGCAGGAGUUAAAGUUAACAGAAGAUGCCCUGUCCUUCCAGGAAAGGGCAGGGUUUGCUUCUUCUACCCUGCAAAAACAGCCUACCUUUUUCAGAAAUUCAGAGAAUGCCAGUUCUUCAGCGAUGAGAAAUGAAAAACCGAGGUUGAAUGAGUCACAGUUACAUGGAAGAGAAAAGGGCACCUCGCUGGACCCAUCAAAAAUGACCUCGAUUCUGACUAAGAGUAAAGAGAGAAUGCAGACGGAGAAGCCAAGACCCACAGUGUCGUGCUCUCCCGAGAGAAGCACAAACUCCAGCCAAGAGCCAGCUGCAGAUAUGAAGUCACACUGGUCCAGGAACAGAUAUCCUGCCACAAAGAGAGGCCGCGCCGCCAUGACGGUUUACCCCUCCUUGCACGUAUACACGUACCCAUAGGGGGCCUUGGCCACACAGGAGCGUCAUUGGCAGUGGGGCUAGACGUGUUUUGUAGUGAGGGGAGUUGUGUGACUUGGGGUACACUGCGUUGUAUGCUCAUGGUGCACUGACCUUGCGCUGUGUGCUUACAUUGCAUGCAUGCCCUCAGGACUCAUACCUCACGAAUCAGGUUUUUUUUCAUUAAGCGAAAUUAUAUUAUGUAUACAAAAGCUUCCUUUAUCAGAAAUUGAGGUGUGUGUUCAUGAACCCCACAGCACAGAUAUACCUCAUUCUAACCAAUAGAUAGUCUUUCUAAAAUUAUGUGCAAAUUAACUUUAAGAGCUCAAAUUCUGUUUUAAACCUAUUCUGGGAGUGUGCUGUGUUUAAAAAGUCUUGGCGUCAAAGCUUUCUGGCAAUGAAUGGUCAGACUGUGAUUAUCAGAUUGGCUCAUGGUGGCUCAUUGGCUCAUACCACACAGAGAGAACAAUUCGUGUAUUCGCCAGUUUAGUCUUACAUAUAUUAUGUUCAACACGGUUACGUAUGUUUUUUAACCCAUUGAUUAAAAUUCUUUCUCUCUAA
Molecule: messenger RNA, 3753 nt
Organism: Prionailurus viverrinus (fishing cat)
Lineage: Eukaryota; Metazoa; Chordata; Mammalia; Carnivora; Felidae
Gene: AGBL2
Product: AGBL carboxypeptidase 2
Exons: 18
Coding region: 586-3195 (869 amino acids)
Biological process (GO): proteolysis
Molecular function (GO): zinc ion binding; metallocarboxypeptidase activity
Source: RefSeq, a predicted model, not a curated record